This is a messenger RNA of Naumovozyma dairenensis CBS 421, 1278 nucleotides long. It is a transcript of the gene RAM1, whose product is annotated as protein farnesyltransferase. The coding region runs from base 1 to 1278 and encodes 425 amino acids. NCBI's taxonomy places the organism in Eukaryota, Fungi, Ascomycota, Saccharomycetes, Saccharomycetales, Saccharomycetaceae. Gene Ontology annotation, biological process: protein farnesylation. Gene Ontology annotation, molecular function: protein farnesyltransferase activity. The record is from RefSeq and is a predicted model, not a curated record. The transcript has a single exon. Gene Ontology annotation, cellular component: protein farnesyltransferase complex.
AUGUCGAAUCCACUUUCUAGAGCAAAAUUCAUUGAUACGAAGCUCUUAGGCCGUAAAAGAACAGUGGUUGAGAAGAUUGUGAGUGAAGAAGAAAUUGAACCAUUGAUGAAAGAAUUGGAAACAGAUACAACCAUCAGUCGUGAUGAAGUGAAACAUACUUGUCAAGAAUUAUUUGAGAAAGUAAUUAAUAAAGAGGAAGUUGUGUUAGAUAGGAAGUUCCAUAGGAGGUAUUUAGAUUUAGCUUUCGGUUCCACUCUACCACCUCAAUUGACAGCCUUGGAUGCCUCGCAACCUUGGAUGUUAUAUUGGAUUGCUAACUCUUUGAAAGUUCUUGAUCCAACAUGGUUGACUGACGACAUUAAAAACGCUAUUCAAGAAAAGAUAUUUAAGCUUUCUGAAGUCCCUCAUCAAGGUGGCCCAUUUGGUGGUGGUGUUGGGCAAUUGGCUCACAUGGCGGGUACUUAUGCAUCAGUUAAUGCCCUUGCUGUUUGUGAUAAUAUUUCAGGGUGUUGGGAUAAAAUAGAUAGACAAGCUUUGUAUGAUUGGUUGCUAGCAUUAAAGCAACCAGACGGUGGGUUUAAAACUUGUUUGGAAGUUGGAGAAGCCGAUACAAGAGGUGUAUAUUGUGCACUUACAUUAGCCUCCCUUUUAAAUAUUUUAACUGAUGAAUUACGUGAAGGUACUGUCGAAUAUCUCGUUAAAUGUCAAAAUUAUGAAGGUGGGUUUGGUGGCUCCCCACAGGAGGAUGAGGCACAUGGUGGUUAUACAUUCUGUGCUGUUGCAAGUUUAGCCAUAUUAAAUUCCCUUGAUAAAAUCAACCUUGAAAAGUUGAUGGAAUGGUGUAGCCUACGCCAAACUAAUGAAGAAGGUGGAUUGGCUGGAAGAAGCAACAAAUUAGUUGACGGUUGCUACAGUUUUUGGGUUGGUGCCACUUCAGCUAUUCUGGAAUCUCGAGGUUGGGAUUCUUCGAUUGAUAAAAAGGUACUACGAGACUAUAUUUUAAUUUGUUGUCAAUCCUCACAUGAACCAGGUUUAAGAGAUAAACCAGGAAAGCAUUCAGAUUUCUAUCAUACCAUGUAUAUUCUUUUCGGAUUAGUCAUUACUGAAAAUACAUUUAAAGAUCAAGGGGGACAUCUAUGCCAUAAUAUUGAAGCAAAGCUAAUAGAUAGCUAUAAAUUUAUACCUUCUGAUUUGCAAGGCAUCAACCCAGUUUAUGGCCUGCCAAUAGAUGACACCAAGCUAUUUAUGAAUCAUUUUAGAAAUAUUGAUAAAAAAUAG